This is a messenger RNA of Melitaea cinxia (Glanville fritillary), 1408 nucleotides long. Its product is annotated as atrial natriuretic peptide receptor 1-like. NCBI's taxonomy places the organism in Eukaryota, Metazoa, Arthropoda, Insecta, Lepidoptera, Nymphalidae. The transcript is spliced from 9 exons. Gene Ontology annotation, molecular function: peptide receptor activity; guanylate cyclase activity. Gene Ontology annotation, biological process: cGMP biosynthetic process; intracellular signal transduction; receptor guanylyl cyclase signaling pathway. The record is from RefSeq and is a predicted model, not a curated record. Bases 1 to 1362 code for a protein of 453 amino acids.
AUGAAUAAGCGAGAUUUAUCUAAAAGGAUAUCAAUAUACCAGCAAAUCAACGCGGUGCUACUCGUUUAUCUCGUGAGAUGUGUCAAGAGCACGAAGUCUGUGCUUUGGAGGUACCUGUCAGCAGUUUACGAAUUAGUUUACACUAUAGAUGAACUCUCUAUAAUACUGACUUUGCUCACAAAUGUCACUCCUCAAAAUCGGGAACAAAUUGAAGCGCAGAACCACUUGGCUGUUGCGCUGGAACACCUGCAAUCUACAAUCCAAUACUUAGAAAUAGAAAUGGUUAAAACCUCGGAUUUGGAUGAAAUAUUGUCAUUUUACAAAACUUCGAGUUUUUUAAGUUUAAAUAACACAAGUAUGGCGAUAGAUGUGUGGCGAGACGCGGCAAAUAACUAUACUGUGAAAACUUACAAUAAUUUAAAAGAGUUAAAAGACAUUCAAAAGAAUUUGUGGAGUGUUGUUCGAGAUUCAGCAGCAAGAGAGAUCUGGAUUGCGCGUCGUACUAUGGUGUUGGGGGUGAGCGUGCUCGCCGUUGUGCUGCUCGCUGCGCCUGUCCUCGUCGUUCUGUUGCAACACACGCUUGCUACUAUACAAAUAUUCACAGAAUCGAUAGAGCUGAGUACUCAGCAACUGAUGGCAGAGAAGCAGAAGAGUGACAUGCUGUUAUCACGCAUGCUGCCGCUGCCGGUGCUGCGGAGACUGCGGGCGCAGCGCACGGUGCCUGCGGAGCACUUCGACGCCGUCACCAUCUACUUCAGUGACAUCGUCGGCUUCACUAGCAUCGCUGCCAGUAGCACUCCCAUGGAGAUCAUCAACAUGCUCAAUAUGCUUUACAGAAUGUUCGAUGACACAAUAAUGAAUUACAAUGUAUAUAAGGUGGAAACUAUAGGCGAUGCUUACAUGGUAGUAUCAGGGCUGCCACAACGGAACGGCAAUCGGCACGCGUCCGAGAUAGCGGACAUGUCCCUGGCGCUGAUGCACAACGUGCAGGGCGCGCGUGUGCCGCACCGGCCGCACGAGGCGCUGCGCGUGCGCGCCGGCCUCAACACCGGGCCCUGCGUGGCCGGCGUCGUGGGCGCCACCAUGCCGCGCUACUGCCUCUUCGGGGACACCAUCAACACGGCCAGUCGCAUGGAGAGCACGGGCGAGCCUAUGAAAAUACACAUAUCGCAUACGACGAAAGCCGCUUUGGAUAUAAUAGGAAAUUAUAUAGUAGAAUCGCGGGGGCUGGUUGAUGUAGCGGGCAAAGGUUUGAUGGAGACUUUUUGGUUGCUGGGAAAAGUUGGCCAAGUACAGCCGGAAAGUCCUCGAUGUCGUCUGCAGGACUACGACCAGAAUAUUCUAGAAUUACUUAUUAAAUAAUUAUUUUCGUUGUUGACUAUUAAGUAAUAAAUAAUUAAGAUACAAA